CGCGGGGCGCAAUGGCGGCGGGAGCGCGCGCGCCGCUCGCGGUCAAUGAGCCCGUCCCUCCGUCCCGCAGAGCUUCAAGCUCACGCUGCCCCGGCUGGCCCCGUCACGCGCGGCAACCCCGCGCCGGCCCGUCAGUCAGUCGCACACGCACAGGCGGCCGCUCAGCCCACUGUCCCGCACAGGCCCCGCCGCAGCCGUUUCCUCAACCCCGCUCCCCGCGCGGCGUCCGGGAGAAGAGGCGAGGGUGCAGAGCGCCCCCAGGCCCGCCGGCCAAACCCGGUUACCUGGGCGGGCUGCCCGGCGGAGGGAGCCAGCCAGGCCAGGCCGGGCCGCCUCACACCCGCGGCGGCGGCAGCGGCGGCGGCGGCGGCUGCGGCGGCGGGUCCUCUGCGCGCCCUCCUCGGGAGGGGCGGGGGCGGAGCAGCCUGCGGAUUGGCCGGCGGCCUCUGAUGGACAGCAGGCCUGUCCCGCCCCUCCCUUUUGGCCGCGCAGGGCUGGCCCUCAGGCCGCUCCUGCGACGGCCGGACUCACGUCUGUCCUGCCCCUCUGGCCAGUGUGACCUUCGAUGGACCCGUCAUUCGAAGAAGCCCCCAGACCUGAACCUCCCCUGGAGGGCCUUUAGACCUGUGGCCCCCGGUGGCCUCCAUCUCUGCUUCUCAUCAGCCACUGCCCGCCCCACCUCACGCUCCGCCUCCACGCGCCCCUCUUGCAAACGCUUUCCGGAGCUUUGGUUUUCGUGGCCUGAGUCCCCGUGUUUUUCUCCUGCGUCUCAGGCCUCUGCCUUUGGGUCCCAGAAGUUUCUCUUCCUCUGGGCUGGGUCCUGAGCCAGUUCCUAAGGCGACCUUUCCCAUGACUUCAGCCGUAGCACCAAAUCUGUAUAUUCCCUGCCUCCUGCUGCUCCACGCCCCCCGUUUAACACGAGCCUCUCCCCUCCCUCCUCAAACCGCUCUUCCCACAGUCCUCCCUUUCUCGGAACGUGGCAUUAAGUCUUCUAAGGCGCCUGGGCCAAGACUCUUGGAGCCAUUCCCUAGACUUGCACCUGAAGUGUAGCCGCCCCCAUCACAGACAAACUGAAGACACCUGUGACACCGGUCACAGGGGAGCUGGUCUGACAGAUGUUGAGUCAGGCAAAGCAGGACAACUUGAGAGC
Molecule: messenger RNA, 1150 nt
Organism: Mustela erminea (ermine)
Lineage: Eukaryota; Metazoa; Chordata; Mammalia; Carnivora; Mustelidae
Product: collagen alpha-1(XVIII) chain-like
Exons: 2
Coding region: 12-824 (270 amino acids)
Source: RefSeq, a predicted model, not a curated record